This is a messenger RNA of Malaya genurostris, 1397 nucleotides long. RefSeq lists its product as uncharacterized. Bases 83 to 1339 code for a protein of 418 amino acids. The record is from RefSeq and is a predicted model, not a curated record. The transcript is spliced from 3 exons. NCBI's taxonomy places the organism in Eukaryota, Metazoa, Arthropoda, Insecta, Diptera, Culicidae.
UUCGAAUCAGUUGGCUACUGCUCAAGCGACCAAACGGUUCAUCUUUCUGGCGGUGCAACGGCUAAUAUUCUAAAAAAAUAUCAUGUCGGCCGCAAGUCAGCUUAUCAUUCCAGACUAUUUGAAUGAGGAGUUGAUUAAGAAGUCACUGGUCAGUGAGUACCAAAAUGAUAACCUGGUGGUAGAAAAAUUUGAAAUAUCUCCGGCAACCUCGAGCGGUGACAACUACAUGAGUGAUGUAUUUCGUAUUCAAAUUAAGUUUCGAACCUCUCCAAAUGCUAAGAAAUCAGAGCAGGUAUCCUUAGUAGUAAAAUGCUUACCUGACACCGGAAGCCGUGGAUCAGUGAUUAAGGAGAUGAACGUUUACGAGAAAGAGGCAAAAAUGUUCCUUGACGUUGUUCCACAGCUAUCGAAAAUCGCUAACAAUGAAUUCUUUGCUGCCAAAUGCUUCUACGCGACACGUGUCCCAGAGUGUAUGCUAGUUUUUCAAGAUCUGAAAUCACUGAACUACGUUAUGGCAAAUCGUCAUGCUGGACUCGACUUUGAUCACUGUGCCCUGAUAAUGCACAAAAUUGGCAAAUAUCACGCUGCAUCGAUGGCAUACGCCGAACGCAACAUGGGAGUGAUGAAUAAGUACUUCCAUUUCAAUAUGUUCAACCCGGCAGUUGAACAGAAAAGUGAUUGUAUAAAUAUAAUUUUCGAAAAAGGAUUGGCCACCCUCAUUGAGGUCGCAGAAAGCAGUUGGGAUAAUUUCGAUUCGAGUAUAUUGGUGAAACUGAAGAAACUAUUGCCGGUUUAUGUUGCGAAGAUUGAAGCCUGUCUAACGCAGAAGUUCACGGAUGGCUUCAAAGUGUUAAACCAUGGUGAUCUGUGGUGUAAUAACAUGCUGUUCAAAUACAACCCACAAUCGGGAAAAGUGGAAGAUGUUGUUUUUGUAGACUACCAAAUUUGUUUCUAUUCGAGCCCUGGCGUUGACCUUAAUUAUGCCAUUGCCAACUGCCCUAACUUGGAAACACGCAAUCGAACUGACGAGCUUAUUGGAAUCUACUAUCAAUCCUUGAGUGAGACAUUGAAAACGAUCGGAUACUCGCGCAUCCCGACUAUGGCUGACGUGCAGCAUGAAAUUAGAAGAAUGGAAUUCUUUUCCUUGGUGUCGAUUGUUUCCAUCCUUCCAAUUGUCAUGAUGGAAAAAACAGAUGCUGUCGAAUUAUCCUUCGAGGCUUUUGCCAAUGAAGAGCUAGCAGAAAAAGUAAGAAAAAUUCAGUACAGUGGAAAAAUGUUUCAGUCGAUCGUAAAGCCCAUGUUGAAACAAUUCAACGAUAAAAAAUUGCUGGAUUUGUAAUCAAAUUUACGUGUAACUUAUGAAUAUUUAAUACAACAGUUUUACCGAGCAGUAUAAA